Cucurbita maxima (winter squash) is the source of this 2093-nucleotide messenger RNA. RefSeq names its product ruBisCO large subunit-binding protein subunit alpha. Bases 107 to 1858 code for a protein of 583 amino acids. Gene Ontology annotation, molecular function: ATP-dependent protein folding chaperone; ATP binding. Lineage: Eukaryota; Viridiplantae; Streptophyta; Magnoliopsida; Cucurbitales; Cucurbitaceae. The transcript is spliced from 8 exons. The record is from RefSeq and is a predicted model, not a curated record. Gene Ontology annotation, biological process: protein refolding.
CAAACCCUAAAUUCAUUCAUUACGUUCAUCCUUUUGCUUACACACCUUAUCCCAAAACCCAGCGAGCUCUACCGGAACAAAAACCUCCGAGCUUUGCUACCGGAAAAUGGCGUCUGCGAAUGCAAUUUCUUCCGCAUCCAUUCUUUGUUCUUCCCAGAAGAGCUUGAGGAAAGUGAAUCAACCGCAGAGUAACAGGGUGAAUUACAGACAAGCGGGUAGCAGAUUUGUUGUGAGAGCUACUGCAAAGGAUAUAGCGUUCGACCAGAGUUCAAGGACUGCACUUCAGUCUGGGAUUGAUAAGCUUGCCAAUGCAGUCGGUCUGACUCUUGGACCCAGGGGGAGGAAUGUUGUGCUGGAUGAGUUCGGCAGUCCCAAAGUAGUAAAUGAUGGUGUGACAAUUGCUCGUGCAAUUGAGUUGCCUGAUCCCAUGGAGAAUGCUGGGGCAGCUCUAAUUAGGGAGGUCGCAAGUAAAACUAAUGACUCUGCUGGUGAUGGGACAACGACUGCCUCAGUCCUGGCGAGGGAAAUUAUCAAACUAGGCCUUCUGAAUGUUACUUCCGGUGCAAAUCCAGUAUCACUGAAGAGAGGAAUUGACAAGACAGUGCAAGGAUUGAUUGAAGAGCUUGAGAAGAAGGCUAGGGCUAUCGAAGGCAGAGAUGAUAUCAAAGCCGUUGCCUCUAUCUCUGCUGGAAAUGAUGAGCUGAUAGGGUCGAUGAUCGCUGAUGCCAUUGAAAAAGUGGGGCCCGACGGUGUCUUGUCCAUUGAGUCAUCAUCUUCCUUUGAGACCACUGUGGAAGUUGAAGAAGGGAUGGCGAUUGAUAGAGGCUACAUUUCUCCUCAGUUUGUCACAAACCCUGAAAAGUUAAUUGCUGAAUUUGAGAAUGCACGAGUGUUAAUUACAGAUCAGAAAAUUUCAGCAAUAAAGGAUAUAAUCCCUAUAUUGGAGAAAACCACGCAAUUGAGAGCUCCUUUGCUCAUUAUUGCUGAGGAUAUUACUGGUGAGGCUUUGGCUACACUUGUUGUGAACAAGUUGCGGGGUAUUCUAAAUGUUGCUGCCAUUAAAGCUCCAGGAUUUGGGGAAAGGAGAAAGGCUAUGCUCCAAGACAUUGCCAUUUUGACAGGUGCUGAAUUUCAAGCCAGUGAUCUUGGAUUGCUUGUAGAAAAUACUACAAUUGAACAGCUUGGUUUGGCCCGAAAAGUGACCAUCUCGAAGGACACUACCACCAUCAUUGCUGACGCUGCUUCAAAAGAUGAGCUACAAGCAAGGAUUGCACAGCUAAAGAAGGAAUUGGGUGAGACGGAUUCUGUUUAUGACACUGAGAAACUGGCUGAAAGAAUUGCCAAAUUGUCUGGUGGUGUUGCCGUCAUUAAGGUUGGAGCUGCGACAGAGACUGAACUUGAGGACCGGAAGCUCCGUAUUGAGGAUGCAAAGAAUGCAACUUUUGCUGCCAUAGAGGAAGGGAUUGUACCUGGUGGUGGUACUGCACUGGUUCACCUCUCAACUCUUGUCCCUGCAAUCAAGGACAAGCUUGAGGAUGCGGAAGAGAAGCUAGGUGCUGAUAUUAUCCAAAAGGCGCUGGUAGCACCGGCAUCCUUAAUUGCCCAAAACGCUGGAAUUGAAGGGGAAGUAGUGGUGGAGAAGAUCAAGUCGAGUGAAUGGGAAAUUGGAUAUAACGCAAUGACAGACAAGUACGAGAAUCUGGUAGAGGCCGGUGUGAUUGACCCAGCCAAGGUGACAAGAUGUGCAUUGCAGAAUGCGGCUUCAGUUGCUGGCAUGGUCCUAACCACACAGGCCAUUGUAGUUGAAAAGCCCAAGCCCAAGGCACCCAUCGCUGCACCACAAGGCCUUACCGUUUAAAAUUCCUGGGAAUCUUGAUCAUCUUCAUUUGUAGGACAGACGUCAGAUAUGAAGAGUAGCUUCUUGCGGCGCGUGUUCAUUGGAAACGGCGAGACAAUAAGAAAAGAUGGAACUCUGUAUGUGAAUGCGCUUUUUUUGAACGGUUCUGGAAACUUGCAUUAGAUAUUGUAAGAUCACGGAAAUCAAUUGCAUCAAGUUUGUGUUUUUUUCAUGGGAAAGAAAUAAUUUUGAUGGA